AUGGAUGAUGAUGAGAACAGAGAUGGUGCACAAGAAGAGAAAGUAAUGAAAAGGAUGCAGGAGGAGGAGGAGGAGGGUAAAGGAUCUAUUAGGUCUAGAGGAGAGAAACUUUUGUGUCGUGCAUCCUUUUUUUUUUUCAUAAAUAACAAAGAUCUUGAGGAACUAAGGGAACUUGGUUCUGGCACAUUUGGAACAGUCUAUCAUGGGAAAUGGAGAGGAACAGAUGUUGCAAUCAAAAGGAUAAAGAAGAGUUGUUUCAUUGGUCGAUCUUCAGAGCAGGAAAGAUUGACCAUAGAGUUUUGGCGAGAAGCUGAAAUUCUGUCAAAGCUUCACCACCCAAAUGUGGUGGCCUUUUAUGGUGUGGUGCAAGAUGGGCCUGGAGGGAUACUUGCUACGGUAGCAGAAUAUAUGGUUGAUGGUUCUUUAAGGCAUGUUUUACUGCAAAACGAUAGGCAUCUUGAUCGUCGGAAGCGGCUUAUUAUUGCCAUGGAUGCAGCCUUUGGAAUGGAAUAUUUGCAUUCAAAGAACAUUGUGCAUUUUGAUUUGAAAUGCGAUAAUUUACUGGUCAAUUUAAAAGAUUCUUCACAACCUAUAUGCAAGGUUGGUGAUUUUGGUCUUUCAAAAAUAAAGAGGAACACUUUGGUUUCUGGUGGAGUUCGGGGAUCACUUCCUUGGAUGGCUCCAGAGCUUCUGAAUGGUAGCAGCAAUAAGGUUUCUGAAAAGGUUGAUGUUUUCUCGUUUGGUAUUGUUCUGUGGGAGAUUCUGACUGGUGAGGAGCCUUACGCCAACAUGCAUUAUGGAGCAAUUAUAGGAGGUAUUGUAAACAACACAUUAAGGCCAUCCAUUCCAAGCUUCUGUGAUCCUGAAUGGAGAAAUUUAAUGGAGCAAUGUUGGGCCCCCAAUCCUGUUGUGAGGCCGUCUUUCACUGAAAUUGCUGGUCGAUUACGUGGAAUGUCAGCUGCUGCCCAGGCGAGGACACCUGUUAAUAGGGCAUCUAACUAACGGGCUGAAACCUUUUCUAUAAUUGUUUCAAAGGACAGAAAAUAUGCUCACAACCCUGGGUAGUGACUAGCGAGUUGAAAACCCCUCCCCCUACCCCUGUCCAACCCCGUAAAACCAAAAGAAUAAGUGAAAGAUAAGAGGAAAAGUAGAUUAGAUAUAAAAAUUCCUUUAGACUAGGUAUAAAAAUUCCUUUCACAGAUUCAUUUGACAAUUUGUUCUCUCAAUUGUUUCCGGUAAGUAAAUGCACCAUGAAUUCUGAAUGGAAGCAAAUGUCCAGGAAAUAGUAUACAUGCCUUUUUUUUUAAAGACUGUUUGGGGAGCUGGGAAUACAAGACUUGAUACUUUCGCAA
This is a messenger RNA of Coffea arabica (coffee), 1352 nucleotides long. Lineage: Eukaryota; Viridiplantae; Streptophyta; Magnoliopsida; Gentianales; Rubiaceae. The record is from RefSeq and is a predicted model, not a curated record.